Messenger RNA from Phalaenopsis equestris, 1581 nucleotides. RefSeq names its product selenium-binding protein 2-like. The record is from RefSeq and is a predicted model, not a curated record. Gene Ontology annotation, molecular function: selenium binding. NCBI's taxonomy places the organism in Eukaryota, Viridiplantae, Streptophyta, Magnoliopsida, Asparagales, Orchidaceae.
UGAAGGGACCGGGCUAUGCAUCGCCGCUCGAAGCCAUGAAAGGGCCUCGCGAGGCUUUGAUCUACGUCACCUGCGUCUAUAACGGAACUAAUGAAAAGGGCAAGCCUGAUUACUUGGCAACAGUGGAUGUUGAUCCUAACUCACCAACCUUUUCGCAAGUCAUCCAUAGACUUCCAGCUCCCUAUGUAGGCGACGAACUGCAUCACUCAGGCUGGAAUGCCUGCAGCUCUUGCCAUGGUGAUCAAUCAGUUGAUAGACGUUACCUAAUCCUGCCUUCGUUGAUAUCUGGUCGUAUUUAUGCUGUCGACACUGCUACAGAUCCAAUGGCUCCCGCUUUGCAUAAGAUAGUUGAGCCUGAGGAUAUUGUGCGGGAAACCGGAUUGGCGUAUCCUCACACGUCACAUUGUCUUGCAUCCGGUGACCUUUUGGUGUCUUGCCUUGGUGACAAAGACGGCAAUGCAGCUGGGAAUGGUUUUCUCCUAUUGGAUUCUGAUUUUAAUAUCAAAGGAAGGUGGGAGAAACCAGGUCACAGCCCAUUGUUUGGAUACGAUUACUGGUAUCAACCUCGGCACAAUACGAUGAUUAGUACGUCGUGGGGAGCUCCGGCAGCUUUUAGUAAAGGAUUUAAUCUCGAGCACGUCACCAAUGGACUCUACGGGAGGCAUCUCCAUGUCUACAGCUGGUCUGAUGGAGAACUGAAGCAGACUUUGGACCUCGGCGAUACCGGUCUCCUACCUUUAGAAAUUAGGUUUUUGCACGACCCCUUGAAAGAUACCGGCUUUGUAGGGUGCGCUCUGACCAGUAACAUGGUGAGGUUCUUCAAGACCAAAGAUGGAUCAUGGAGUCAUGAGGUGGCGAUAUCAGUGGAACCACUUAAGGUGAAGAACUGGAUUCUCCCUGACAUGCCUGGGCUCAUAACUGAUUUCCUCAUUUCCUUAGAUGACAGAUUCCUCUACUUUGUCAACUGGUUGCAUGGUGAUAUCAGGCAGUAUAACAUUGAGGAUCCUCUCAAGCCUGUGCUCACCGGCCAGGUUUGGGUUGGCGGAUCGAUUCAGAAAGGAAGCGAUGUGGUUUACAUCGCCGACGAUGGAUCCGAAGCACAAUUCGAUGUGCCCGAGAUUAAGGGAAAUCGGCUUCGAGGAGGGCCUCAGAUGAUCCAGCUGAGCCUCGACGGAAAGAGACUCUAUGUGACCAACUCACUCUUUAGCGUGUGGGACAAGCAGUUCUACCCAGAGGUUGUCCAGAAAGGCUCCCAUAUGCUUCAAAUCGAUGUUGACACGGAUGAGGGCGGGCUGAAGCUGAAUCCAAACUUUUUCGUCGACUUUGGACGCGAACCUGACGGCCCCUCGCUUGCCCAUGAGAUGAGAUACCCUGGAGGUGACUGCACUUCUGAUAUCUGGAUAUAGGGGUGUUUUUCUGUCGGGGGAGAAUGGCGCAGAAGCUUAUAUUGUAUGAAUAAAUCUGGCCAGAGUAGGGGGUGAGUUGGUUGUUAAACUUCUAUGUUGAUGAUUAAAUAAAGCUUAUUGGUUCAUGAGUUGUCUUUUUUUGUAUGGUUUUAAAUAAAAAAGGCUUGUUUUUUGA